Solenopsis invicta (red fire ant) is the source of this 18792-nucleotide messenger RNA. It is a transcript of the gene Pten, whose product is annotated as phosphatidylinositol 3,4,5-trisphosphate 3-phosphatase and dual-specificity protein phosphatase PTEN. Gene Ontology annotation, biological process: cell motility; negative regulation of cell population proliferation; protein dephosphorylation. Bases 780 to 2576 code for a protein of 598 amino acids. The record is from RefSeq and is a predicted model, not a curated record. The transcript is spliced from 9 exons. NCBI's taxonomy places the organism in Eukaryota, Metazoa, Arthropoda, Insecta, Hymenoptera, Formicidae. Gene Ontology annotation, molecular function: protein tyrosine phosphatase activity; phosphatidylinositol-3,4,5-trisphosphate 3-phosphatase activity. Gene Ontology annotation, cellular component: cytosol; cell projection; nucleus.
GAGUCGUGAGCGAGAGCGUACGACACAUAUACAUACACACAUACAUAGUCAUACGUACUUGCGCGGUGCGUGCGACCGUGCGUGCGUGCAUGCGUGCGCCACGGAACGAAACGAAACGAAACGGAACGAAACGAAACGGGAGAGGAGAUCGUGGACGCCUGCGGGGGUCGAGAGGCGAGAGAGUGGAGAAAAGGCGCACACACACACACACAUACACACAUACGCACACACGCUGUCAUGGCGUUAACGUUAACGACGCGUGUCGAGCGUACUACGUGCCGUCGGCGACGCUGCCGCGAAGCGAGGUGCCGGUAAUACACCGCCGUUCCGCCGCGGUGCAACCCCCGGGUAACGUACUCGAGAGUGACGGCGAUCGUCGUCGUCCGACCGUCCGCACGGGGGAAAGAAAGACAGGGAUGUCUGUCUGAGCGGACCAGAGAUAAGGAAAUCCGCGGUGGACAAUGCAACAAUCUGGAGGCCAGUGUCUUUAGUGGUAGUUGUGCAGUUACGCCUGUGAAAGAGUGUAUGGUGUGCAUUCCUUAUAUUCUAUGUCCUCUGCCAUCACAACCGCGUGGACAGCUUCUCCUCAAAGGCCGUACCAUCGCUUUCUGUGGAGUUUCCCUGUGUGUGUUCCGUGAUAUUACACCGGACUGUGAAGGUGAUGGUGAUAAUAUGUCAUCAUAAAAUGACUGUCCGUGUCCGAUCAAGAACCAGCACCGAGCUUCACGGUGGAGAAAUAGGACAUGCUCGAUGAAAACAAUGCCUAAGUAGAGGAACACAUGUUCUGGGAAUUGAUGGGUAUAUGCUUUUCCUGCAGGAGACCCACCAGCGGCAGGUUGAACAGUAAAAUCUCUGAGCAUAUCUCGGCCUCCGUAACCCCUCUCCAUGUUUGUCUGGAGGAACAAAGAAGACCAGAACUGGGCUCAUGUGACGCUUCACAAGCUCACAAGCCUCAGGUUAAAAGAACCUUUGAGAAUCAAAAGACAGAAGAAGAGAUUCCUGAGGAGGUGGCGGAGGGUGAUUCGAUUGAAAUUGAGGCAGGAGAGUUAAGACAAAGCCAGCCGAGUAUGGCCAAUACUAUCAGCAACAUGAAAAUGACUAAUCCCAUAAAGGGGCUUGUUAGCAAACGCCGUAAACGUUUCACCGAAGAUGGUUUUAAUCUUGAUCUCACAUAUAUAAAAACGAAUCUAAUAGCUAUGGGUUUUCCUGCUGAGAAGCUGGAAGGAGUGUAUAGAAAUCACAUUGAUGACGUUGUUAAGCUGCUGGAAUCGAAACAUAAAGACCAUUAUAAAAUUUACAAUUUGUGUUCCGAAAGAUCGUACGACUGCAAAAAAUUUAAACAAAGGGUGGCUACUUACGCAUUUGAUGAUCAUAAUCCACCAAAGUUGGAGCAGAUUAAGCCUUUCUGCGAGGACGUGCAGUCGUGGCUGUCCCAAGAUAAGGAAAACGUUGCAGCAGUUCACUGCAAGGCGGGCAAAGGUCGAACGGGUGUGAUGGUAUGCUGCUAUCUACUUCACAGCAAACAGUUUCCCACUGCCACGGAAGCCCUUAAUUAUUAUGGAACUAAACGGACUCACGAUAGGAAAGGCGUAACGAUACCAUCGCAGAGAAGAUAUGUGGACUAUUAUGCUACCCUUCUCCAACAGGGUGUCAGUUAUGCACCAGUGACACUAUUACUACGUAAAAUACAACUGGAUCCGGCUCCUAUUUUCAAUGGAGGUCAAGGCUGUCUGCAUUUUGUAAUCUCGGAAUCAAACAAAAGGAUAUUUUCUGACGAUUAUGAAGUUCGGAAAGGUACGUCUACUAUAUGCAUCCCAUUACAACACACCGUCGCUAUAACGGGAGAUAUACGGGUGGAGUUCUACAACUACAGGCCAAAAAUGAAACGAAAGGAGAAGAUGUUUCAUUUUUGGUUCAACACAUUUUUCGUCCGUGAGAAAACGAAUUCCGAGUGUGACAAUGGUGAAUUACAUGUUGAAAGAUCGGCGAGGGCAUUUAGUUGCGACGGCACGGCCAUGGAAUUGCCGAUGGUUAUGUCACAUGUGAAACCUAGAACUGGAUCGUUGGCGAGCCUCGGUCCCAUGCCGCCUACUCUGGUUUUACGGAUAGACAAAUCGGGAUUGGACAAUGCACACAAGGAUAAAAAUCAUAAACUAUAUAGUCCGGAUUUUAAAGUGAGCCUAUUUAUGCAUAGCGUGAGCGGGAACAUAUCGCCAGCUGUGCCAGCGACGACGAACAGAAGUGGUGAUGGUGUGCAGCUGGGGAUGGGCGGGCAGGAGACGCCAAGCGAGUCGAGCGAGGCGGACAGCAGCGAGUGUGACACCACUGGUGACGAGGACGGUUGGGAAUCCGGUGAGUCCUCUGCAUCCCUGGUGGUGAACCACCACCCUCUUACACACAGCAGUAGCCGUACACACGUUAGCAGUCUGCGUCCGCGAUGCAGUCUCAAGGAGACCGCCAAGGGUCUGCUGUCGCGUGGCGACAAGAACCGGAACAGUAACAGGCAGGGUGUCUCCGGUGCGAACGCGAAACGUUCCUCCGCUCCGUUCGCGCGCUCGGCCACUCUCGACACGUAGUAGCUUAACGAACGAGCUUUCGGUACUUAAGAACGGUCGGCCUCGCACUGUAACGCGUUUCGCGUUCUCACGAAAUCGCACAUUUCGCGAAGUCGUAACGUGCGCGUCCUGCUUUUUUUCUUUUUUUGUUUUUUUUUCCUUUGCGGACGCGCAUUGGACGGCUUAAUACGCGUAAAGCGACGAUUAGAAUCCGGAGUAAUCCGUUGUACGACAUUUUUGCAGUAACCUCCGCUCGUUACGUUGCUUUCGUUUUUGCACAGUCGUUCCGUUUUCUCUCUUUCUCUUUUUCUCUUUCUUUUACUUUUUCUUUAUUAUGUCGUGGGACCAUGAGCUUUAUUUUUUCCGUAUUGACAAGUCAUGUCUUACUAAUUACAAUACUGUUUACUGUUGAUCGAUUCUUCACAUAUAAUGCUCGAUAGCGAAGUAGUUAUUAUCGUAAAAAUGCACCAAGAGUUUUGAAUUAAAUCAUUUGAGUAAAUUAAUUGGUUCGCUACAUAGAGACCGAGAAGUAACACCGGUGUAAUAUGAUUUUAACAAGAUGCACUUUCGGAUAUUUAUGACAACAGCCCAACCUUCGUUACUUCAAUAUGAAAAAAUUUUAACGCAAUCUGAAAAGAAGCGUAUUCUGCUUCUGCUACGAUUCGUGUCAUUUUUUUUCGAAGUUUUUCAUACCAUUAAAAUGUUUGCAAAUGGGAUAGGCACUUACCUGUGUUAAAAGGCUCUUAAAAUAGCAUAGGACAAUUACCAUGAGUAAAGAAAACCGAAGUGAAUUGGUAUUGACAGUUGUAAUCCAAAUAUCGAUAUAGGUCGAUCAAUAAAAAAAACUUUGUACCGCGAAAACUGACGGUGGAUCUUUCUCUUCCAGUUUUUCUUCUUUCAAACAAAAUUGUACCUCAACUCGCGUAUUAUUUCAAAUACCAGAAACGAGAAAAAUUGAUACAGAAUCACGCACAAAUUAAAUUUCAAUAACAUUCUGCAAUUUAAAAUGCGUCUACGUGAAAUUUACUCUGUUCAAACAAAGGUUUUAUUUAUUUAUUUAUUUUUAAACAAUCCAUGUAUUUUUAUUGAAAUCACGCGUAUAUUUGCGCACAAUCGAUUUUAUCCGUCCAACAAAAUUCUUUCGAAUAAACCAGUGAUAUAUCCAGUAAUCGCAGAAUAGCCAAUAUUAGUGCCUAUUACGCGAUAAUAAAAAGGGAAAGGUAUAAUUUUUUCUAUUUUUUACGUAUGAAAUCGCGAAGCAGCGUGGCACUUGACGGAGAUUACGUUUUCUCUUGUCCUUUUCUUUAAUAUUUGUUUAAUACAUCCACAUUUUAAUUAAGAGCGGAAAUAUCUGUACAAUUUAACGGAUUUAAUUGGCGGCGUUUUUUUCCGGUUUAAAGCUCGAAAUUUCAAUUGUAUUUCUCUUUUGCGGUAAGUCGGACGGAAAAAGGAAAAUCAGAAAUAUGAAAUAGAUACAAUUAUUAGAAGGAACCUCGUGAGCGCGUCGAGUUGCAGAGUUGAAUAAAUAAAGAACAAUCGCGAGUUUACAUUGAACUUUCCACAAAAUGUGUGAACAGGCAUAGAAAGGAAAAAGAAGAAAAACAUAGAAGAACGCGGUAGAUGGUUAGGCUGUGCGGUAUCUGAAAUUUUUGGAUAUCUUCUGAACACGAACAAUUUUGAGCUCGCGUUUCCGUACACAUCUCAUUCGCGCGUCGAAGCACUCUAAUUUUCAUUCUUCGUAAGAAAUAAUGUUGCUCGUUCGUCUUGUGAUUUUAUAACAUAAUACACAUAUACAUACAUACAUGUAUCUAUACACGAUGCACAUAUACGAACAUAUAUACACAUGUACAUACAUAUAUGAAUGCAUUCAUACAUGCAUAAAUACAUACACAUAUGUGCGUAUAUAUGUAUAUAUAUAUCCUGUAUGUAUGUAUGUAUAAUGUACGAAGAAGAUAUGUAGGAAGAUAUCGUGAGUUUGUUACAGAAAGAUUUACAAAUGUAACUACAUUUGACCAAUGUAAUAGAAAAUUCGUCGGGUUUAUGUACAAUCUGAAAGACAGUUAUUCCAUCGAAGUAAUCGUAGUACGUACAAUUUAUUUGCCGUUGGGAUGAUUGCGGGAUGAAAAAACAGAGAGGAGCGAGGUAGCGGUGAGAGAACGACGGUAAAAUACAGUUUUAAGAAGCGGUGUUAAAACUGAUAUUUCACCGAGAGUUUCUUUCGACACGCGGGCAUAGCUAGCAUCCGCAGGGAAACUUUCGUUUAUCCGUUUAUCGACGUCGUGGAAGUACAAAUAUGUAGAAAUCAGCCUUUAUAUACGUCGUGAGGGAUUAAAGUAAGCCGCGGGUGCUGCUGAUUAUUAAAUGGCGAUUUUUGUACUCGGUUCGCAACAAUAUGACUCUCAGACGAGAGCUCGGACUGUAGAUGCGAGGAAGAAAAACACGGGACGGAAUUGCAGGCAGCGUGGAAAAAAAAGAGAGAAAAAAAAGGAGAAUCUGAAAGUGUAGAUUUAAAAUCGCGAUUGUCUUUCUGUCGGUUAUUGCUCUUUUUUUAUUGCAUAGAAAGAUGAUUACGAUCUUAGAUUAAGAUACGUACGUGACUAUCGUUGCGUAGAAUAUAUGUAUAAAAUAUGAAGAAACGUAAAUUAUUAGACGAUUGAGUACAUACAUACAUACACACACAUAUACAUACACAAACAUACAACUAGCUUCGGGGUCGUACGUGUAGUUAUUACGUAAUUAACUAUCGAGAUCUACGAUUCUUCUUUCGUUAUAUCAACUAGAUGGAAUCAUUGUAGAUAUUGGUAAUUGUAAUUCGAUCAUCGCGGUAAUAUGCUCUAGCAUUGUUAGUAUUACGUUAGCAGAUUAUUCUUUUUUUUUUAUACAAGGCUAGGCCUUACGAUACGACAUAGUAAUCGCGUGUUUUACCUUUCGCACGGAGUCGGAAUUAUUUAAUGAUACUUGAAAUACGCUUUAUUACAAGUCUCAAAGGAAAAGAAAGAAAAAAAGUGAGAAAUAAAAAAAAGAGUGAGAAGGGCUUAACAUGUUUUUUUCAUGAUUUUAAUAAGAUGAUUAUUUCUAAUAGUUAGUAAAAAAAAAUGGAACGCGUUCCAUAUACCCCCGUGGAUACGCGCUCCGCUGUGUCUCUAAAUGUAUAGUAAACAGAAUUAUAUUUAUUACAUAAUAUUACAUAUAAAAUCGUUCGUUUAAAUAAAAGUACGAUAUAAAUAACGAUAAAGAUUUUCACGGGUGUUUUCUGUGUCCGUGCUCGUGAAAAAUAGGUGAAUUAGUUUGUCAAACGGCCAGAAAUUCGCGAGGUGUGAUCGCGAGUAAAUUUUUCGGAGAGGUGUAUCUUCCCCCCCCCCCACACCCCCCGAAGCUAGAAUUAAGUGUUCAUCGCACAAUUUUGUAAAUACGUAGCCGAUUAACUAUAUCGAUGUUAUUCUUCUAAGGACUAUAAUUUUGACAAAUUAAUUCAGUGUAGCAUACUGAGUGUGCUAGACUUAGCAAGUUCAUUUCCUGUCUAUAGUUUCUUUCACGUCAUUAAUUUGAAGUCAAUUUUUCCUCUACAAAAAAAAAAGAUGGAGAUCCACUCGGAGUCAAACUUCAAAGGUGUAUACGAAUCGUAAAACUUUAUUUAUUAUUUUUAAAUAGACUUUAACCAGAUUUGUAAGUUGGGGACCAGUUACAAAUAUAUUUAAUAUUGGAAAUUUAAAACUUGCGUGACAAAAAAUGAUGUCGCAUUUUUUUAAAUCUUGGGCGAGGAAAAACUGAUUUCAAAUUACACGAAGACUUCGUAGGUGAACGUUGUUUAGCUAGGUCUGAAACAUUUUUUACAAGGCCUUUAAACGCGUAAACAGCUUUGACGAGUCCCUCUUUGAUUUUUCUCAACAUUUUGUAGUCGUAGCAUUGAGAUUUGUAUUUGGACCUUCUGAAAAGCAUGGGAUGUCGAAUGUAUUAUGACGUUGACGAAGAAGCAAUUCAUUUCCUCAUUCUUUCAUACCUUCUUUCGAUAUCGCGAACGAAUAAACGUACACUGAAACCUCGUACGUUUUCCCGCCCCCUUUCUUCGUUUUUUUUUUAAUUUUGUUUUAAACUCCGUUUUCUCGUAUCAUUCUCGUUGCAUGUAAAUAAUUUAUAUAAUUGCGACUAUUUGAAAAUAUUGUUACAAUGUUUGAGACAUGUGUAAGAUCUGUAUAAGCAAGAUACGUCUGUUUUAAUUGUAUAAUAAUUAUUUUGUGAUACUAUUCGUAUACUUAUAUAUUAUCAUUAUUAGUAUCGUUGUUAUAUCAUUAUUAUUAGUACUAUUAAUGUGUUAUUAUACUAGAACGCUAUUGCUACUACAGAUACACAAACACACACACUUGAUACAUAUACAUAUACAUAUGUUGCUAUUCUCCAAUCAAUCACGUUUCGCGAGAACGUCUUUAUAAUUAUUACUUAACAUAAUUGAGAUGUUAACGAUUUUUCAAAGUACUAUUAUGUUUACGAAUGUACUACUAUGUUUACGAAUGUACUUCUGUAAUUCGAUAUUUUUAAGGAUAAGAUAUAUAUAUAUAUAUAUAUAUAUAUAUAUAUAUAUAUAUAUAUAUAUAUAUAUAUAUAUAUAUAUAUAUAUACACGAGUACGUAGUACUAUACAUUUUGUAACAUUUUCUAUUUGCAGCGCCUAUUUCUGUAGAGAAACAUACAUGUUACUUUUUUCAAUCCUAUCUCCAAUGUUUUUUCUUUACAUUUUCAACCAUUUCUCUUUCUCUUUCUUCUUCGAAAGGAUCGUGUAGCGUUUGCGACAUCCGUAAUUGCAAUUAUAUUCUCAAUGCUUGAUGCCCUCCAAUCCCUGGCGCCCCUGUUGAGAAGACCGAAGUGUAUUACAAUAUAUUAUUUGAAGUCGGAUACAUUAGAUUAAAACCCAUAAAGGCUUGCGUUCCAUUUAUUGCACUAAAUGUUCAUCCGCUUUUAUAUCUAGUAGAAAGAUAUCUCGAUCCAUGCCGCAAUCCUGAAAGAAGACUGCUGUAGGGAAGACUCGGUUUUUAAACAUAACUUCGAAAAAUUUUUAUUUUUCUACGGAUUAUUACGAUUUAAAAGUUUUCACAUCGAAUUGAAAAAUUUAACAUGACAAGAAAUUGCAUUGUGUGUGCUAUUUCAUAAAUUCUCUCCAAUUCUCUAGAAAAUUUGUUUAUCUAAAAUCGUGGCAGUCUUCUUUCAAGUGCUCUAUACAUGCUCACGUAUUCUUAUAUCGUUUACAUCUUAUAUUAGUAAUUAGAACACAAUCAUUAUCAUAUUGUACAAAACAAAUGUUUUUUUCGUAAAACAGAAAUAUUUUGUGUCUCAACACUGCAUUGUUCUCGAUUUUUGCAUCAUUGUUGCUCUGCAUAUGUUUAUUGCAUGCCGUCGGAAUGUACAUCAUCAGUCUUUGUUACGUAUUAUCAGUGUAUUAUCAUGUCGUUCAUGAUUUUUUUUUUUUUUUUAAGGACAAGAUAAUAUUUCUCAAAGUGAAGGUGAGGGUAGGAGUGACGAGUCAAUUUGACGGACAUAAUUUUUCUUUGUCAAUCCGCACAUAAUUCACAGAAUUAUCGCACCGUUCAGUUUUUUCAGUAUACUCUCGUGUAUCCGAGAGAUAAAUCUCGAGUUUUUUUUAAUAACAGAAUUUCGAUGUGUCUCGCUUUCCAAUCUGAGUGAAAGAAUCAGAUGAGAUCAGAGUGGAAGAAGCACUUUGCCCUCUACCAUCGUUCUUUAUAUGUAAAAAUCGCUAAAAUAAGCCAUUGUGAUCAUUGACUGACCGAUUGUGUCUCUGUGUCUGUUCACCCUUAGUGGACUUGGACCAGCGCGUCGGCCGGUACCGUCUUCUGUCGGAUGGAGGGAUGAUAGAUCUUUUGUGAGCCCAUCGCCAAUCACCCCUAAUCAUCCUUCGACUUCAUUAAUAUUUAAUAAAUUUUCAGACAUACACAUACAUAACACACAGACACGUACAUUCACACACGGACGCGGACGCGUUUAACGAAACAUUUUACCGCGUCGGAAGAACUCCACGUUUACGUUUAAGCUUUUGUACUUGAGUUAGUAUCCUUUCUAGGGCCAGACAGAACAAGCCAAUGUGAUUUUUUUCUACAUAAAGAAGGAAAAGAAAAAAAAAAGAUAUAUAUCGAGACUAAUCGCUUUCUUGCCGUUACGAUUCGACGUCGACGAUGAUGAUUUUACACCAUUUACACACGCGACAGAGAAGCGUAGAGAUUAGGUUUGCGAAUGAUUAUUGUUAUGAAUGGAUGUGAGGAAUAGAGAGAGAGAAUGGGAGAGAAAAUGAGCGCGAGAAGAGGGUCGAGUGAUUGGGACGAAAGUAUUUAUUAUCCGUAAGAACCUAAUCAAAAUUAACGUAUUCACAGAUUUACUAACAAUGUACUGUUUAUAUUAAGCACAUUUUACUUGGACUCUUUCCAUCUCUCUUUUUGUUUUCUCGUAAGCGUUACCGUUGAGUUCACUUCAUUCUGCAUGGCAUAUUUAUUUAUUUUUUUUUCAUAUGGCAAUUGGACACAUAGAGAAUUUUUGUCAUGUUCGAACGAGCAUCCGUUCUCGUUUAUCCGGAAAAUUUCUGAUGAAAAAAAAAGUAGGAAAAUAUAUUAUAAUAAAAUUAUAAAACGUCUCACGUAAGAAAAACAAAGUAUUUUACAUAUAUUGUUUAUCUCAAAUAUUUAUUUUAAAAAUAUGCGUAAACAUGCACAGCUCUUUUGUUAAUUUUGAUGGAUUAAUUUCAAUUAUUUCUACAUAUAAUUUGCACUCUUGAAUAUUUUAAUUAAUUUUCUUCGACAACGUUUUAUUUUCUAACUAAUCCGAUUACAAAUUUUAGAGAACUUGGAGAACGACGCGGUAGACUCGCCGAAUUGUGUCGAAAAUUGUCUAUGCAUGCAAAAGCUUAGGAAAUUGGCGAAACUUGUCUGAAAUGGAGCUUUCAACGCUAAACAUGCGAUUCUUACAUUUGUCACAAGUGAGCUUGUAAAUUCUUGGACUAAUUCGGUGACGGACGCGUAUUCGUUCUAUUUUCGUCCGAAUGCGAAACGAAAAAAGAAUACUAUGGACUUCUCUAAGCGUUGAAAUAUUCGAAGGAAUACUUCGCGAAGCUGCCCUACUUCGUAUAUCACUUGUCGAACGAAGCAAAAACUGCGAGAAUAGAGAACUUCCAAGCUCAAUACAUUUAACUUUAUACGUACUUUCUAAUUUAUCCUUCACUUUUUCCGCUUGCGAACCUGUGAUUAAUAAUGAUUUUUCUUAGGUAAAAAGAAAACAAAAGAACAAGUAUACAGCCAAAUUUCAAAACGACGACAGAAAUAGAAACAUUGUGUCUGUUAGGUAGAGGAAGUACGGUCGAAAACAAAUGAACGGGCUAUAUAUACAUAUAUGGCGUAGCGGAAAUCCAUGUUUAUAAUGAACUAUAUAUGGACUGAGAUGGAAGAAAAGAAAAUGAGAAAAUAAUGCUGUAAAAAAACGAAUAUUUUCAUAAGAAUAUAAAUAUCGUAAGUCAAUAAUAAUAACGUCUAGAGAGAAUAUUGUAUGGAAUGCAAAUCGCCAUCGUGAUUUCUUCGCUGAGAGAGAUUCUCAUCCGUAUUAUAUAUCCUUGCGAGUCUCUCGCGGUUCGUACGCUUGCAACAAUCGAGCAAGAUUCGCAGGGGAUUUGUUGUGCUGAUAGAGCUCAAUAUUGACUGGUAUAUAACGCGCGUUUAGGAGAUCGAGAAUCUUCUUUGAUUUUCGUUGACGCUGGACGCUCCAGAUUCGUCGCACUUCGUUUGUGAUCCGCUCCGGCGAAUUUAGGCUCGAGAGAGAGAGAGUUCUUUGUUCAAUAAAAAUGUUUAAGAAUAAAGUAAAAUGAUGUUCCUUCAAAAUCAGCCGAGAAAUAAUUUUAUCGUUGGAUCAAUUGGUCGCGAUUGGUUCUCUUUUUUAACAUCUCAAUAAUAUUUUGAUUCAUGCUAAACAAGACGUUCUAAGUUUGCCAAGAAACUUGUAGUUGAAAGAGAUCGCGAUAUUUUUAAGAUUAUCCUGAUCUAUCUAAUAUUUCACGAAAUGAUAAAAAGGCACAUUAUUUUACUUGAUACCUUUCGACUGUUGUAUAGAAGGAUAAAAGGUGAUCGAUUUUCAAAUUCCUCAUCUUGUGUGCGAUAUCCUUUCGACGUAAAUUUAUAGCACGGAUUCGUCGUGCGCAAGAGUGUACAAAAAGAAAAAAAAAUAUAUAUAUAUAUAUAUUCAUUAUCCUUCAAAUAUUCUUUCCACUUAAUAUUCAGCACUAUUUCAGCAUACGAAAGUGCUUGAUAAGUAUGUAGAUACGUGCAAGGACUUCCCAUCGUUGGAUCCUUCGUGGACGUCCUUGCGCGUAUAAUAUGUUCAUACAGAGAGCUUACGCCGACUCGACAUCCUGAACUUCUUUCCGGUGCGAUUCGUUGUCCUUGGUCUGUUGCAUUAAUCUUGUGUUGCAUCGAUAGAGCACUCUAGUAACGCGCGUGUAGUUAGGACUACGUUCUAACGUACUACGAAAUACUGCGAAACCACCUGCCAUGUCUCAGAAAAAAAAAAAUAUGUCACUGCAUCUCUUUACGAAUGCUGACUUUAAUAAAGUCUUCUGAGAAUUGUGUGUGUGUGUGUGUGUGCGUGUGUGUGUGCGUGUGUGUGAGAUAUAUCUGGCAUCUCUCAUUUAUAUAUACACACAAACACACACACACACACGCACACGCACACACACACACACACACACACACACAUCUCUCUCCAGCUUCGUAUACAUUUAGAAGCCGCGAGUUGCAUAAUCUCCGAGAGACACAUCGUUCGCGGGCGAACGCAAUCGGCAAAUGCUCGGCAACAGUUGACUUUUUCGAUUAAUAAAUCUCGUUGCUAUCGUCAGGGAAGAUGCUCUUUAAAUAAUUAACUUAGUGAAAGUUUUGUCAUAAGAUAUUUUAUACUCUUCUUCUUUUAUAAAUAUGUGAAUUGACAGAAAAGUGAUUACGGCGGAAUUUAACUUUUUUCUUGUUAUGUUAAUCUGUUAGAUUUAUGGUGGUAGAUCGAUCAUGUUUCAAAAUUAUUUAUACGAUUUCAAAUUUUGACUGCAGCGAUAUUUGAAAACUGGGAUAGCCAGUGUUAUCGCAACUUGGAAAUGUAUUCUUAAACAGAUUAUAUUUCUUCUGCAUCUAAAUAAUCGUGAUAUUGAUCAUUCUGUUUUCAUUGUCGAGCGAUGAUUAAUUAAUUGAUCAAUAUUUGCAUUGAUCAAUUCAUCAAAAUGUUACUGGACUUUAUAAGGGUAUUGAUAAUCAUAUAAUAACAUACACCCGAUAAGUAUCAGCAAACUUCCACUGACCUGGAUCUUUCGCUAAUUAAUUUCAAAGGUUUUCGGCCUUUUCCUUGAAGCAGCCACUUCCGUAAAAUGAUGACGUCAAUGUUCCUACACGUAGCAUAAAAGCUGUAAAUCAAAAGCUUCGAUUUAGCCGAGUACAAUUAUAACAAAGUAGUCCAUCAGAAACGUAAUACACGCAUACUUUGCUUUUGAAGAUACGAAGGGAAAUAUCCAGGGCAAAAGUUUUUUUUUUGCAUAACCAUCAGAAUAAAAAUUAAUAUUUGCGACAGUAAUAGAAUAUUGUCGCAAAUAUUAAUUUUUUUUUCUUUUUAUAUUGUCUCAUAAACGCCUAUAAUCUUAUCUAAGUCAAACUCAUAUUUCUGAUAUUAUUCGGACGAAAAAAAUUUCGAAAAAAUUUUCUUGUCUUCUUAAAACCGUUCGAGUUUUGUCCUCGACAUUCUUUCAACACGUUCAGAAAUACUCAAAUAUAGCUUCUAAGAAACCACCCACACCGAUCGAUCAUUAUCAUUUAUUAAUCGAAAAAGAGACAUUUGGAUUUGAAAAGGAUUCACAUACACACACACACACACACACACACACACUUUCAUGCGAAACACAAGGAGGGAGUAAAUGAGAAUUGGAACAUCUCCCCUGUUUGCCAUCUGUAGCGAAGCCGACGAGGAGAGAAUCAACGAAGCCGUUCUUUCGCCAUAACAAAUAAAUUUCGUUGUACAAAAGUGCGUGUGAGAAAAAAAAUGAGAAAUGAGCGUUCCGAUUACCUUGCUAUAUGCCUGCGUAUCAGUGAUUGUUGCGUUUAAGUGAAUCUAAAGAGCGAACUCGAAAACUCUCGCGGAAAGCGAGGAAAAUCCCCGAACCGAAUUUUUCCUCCCGCUGAUCGGUAUACACGUGCGAGUCGCGAUAAAAGCGACGCGAAAAGCUUAUUUUUAACAUCGACGAUUUUAGGGCCGAUUUUAUCUAAAACAGUGUGUACAUGAAUUUCAUACGCGGCCGCGUAUCAACGAUCGGUUUCUGUUAUUCUAUUGCGCGUAGAACUUUAUUAUUACCAUAAAGUUACCUUUAUUAUCGAUUCACGACCUACAUUAAGACGAUCCAGAAAAUGGAUAAUAUAAUAGAGAUAUAUUUUUGAGCGAAUCAGUUUGAAAAUUUGAUCGGAGAUUUCCUAUUGCAACUUGUUAGCGUAGAUGAACAAAUUUAAUUUUCAGAAUUCUAGAAAAAAUGUUCGUGUGAAUUUUUUAUUCAUUAAAACACUAAUUUAUGCAGCGUCAUAUAAUUUUAGAAACUAUAUGAAAAAUAUUAAUGUUUCUUUAUGGAAUUUUUUUUUUUAUGAGAAUCUGUUUAUUCACAUUUGAAAUGGUCGCUCUUUUUUUAGAGAACACAUUUAUUUUCCUAAUCUCCCAUUUUUCUGGAUCGCCCCGGAUAACAGUUAACAAACGCGACGGACGAAAUCUUUUUCGUACAUUUUGUUACACGAACGCGUAUAAUCGACAUUCGGUCGUCUUUUACAUCUACGCGAUAAACGUAUUUUUGUACUUUCUCCUUAUUGUUAAAUUGGAUGCAGGUAUGUAUGCCGUACCUCUCUCGAUGCGUAUAAAUAUAGGAUCUCAUAUUAUAUUAUAUACGAAAUAUUGAUUAACGAUUACGCGCGAUUACUCGUCACUUAUCAUUUAGAAUGAAACAAAAUAUGGAUUAGAGAUCGAUUUAGAGCGCGCGGAGCGAUCCGAUAAUAAAGUACGUUUACUUCGCCGAUUUUUUAUAUCGCACCAGUCUCGGUGUCGACGAGAGUAAAAUUUUGUCAUAAAAUUGUGAAUAUAUACAUACGUUAGUUACUGACAAAUAAAUGUUACACGAUGCAGUUUGUGUAAGAAUAUCCCCUGUUCGUGUUCUUUCGAAACGAGCCGCAUCUCUCCUCCGACUUUACUUUCUCCGACAAGUAGAUAUUGUACAAUACAAUUACGAAGGAAUACUUGUAAUCGAAAGCUGCAAAUUUAUACCGUUGAUCAUUUCCAGAAUUUAUAAAGAGAUUAAAGCGCGCGCACAAAACUCUAGAGUUAUAUUUUAUCAUGUUUACGGAUAUAUGUAUAUGUCUGUCUGCGUCUAUAUAAGCCUGUCCUUUGUCCGAGAAAACAUGUUCGAUAUAACUUGUAUUGAUAUUCCUGCCUUAACAACCCCAUUGCGACCGCAAGCAUUGACACUAAUAUUUAUUAGUUGUCGGAUCGAACACUGCAAUGAAUGUAAUAAAGGCAUCUGAUUAAACCUCUUAUCAUUAUUGCGAAAUAAACUAAUUGUAUAAUCCACUUCAAGAGCGUGUCUCUCGAACUUACGAGUCUAAGAGUGAGUAAUGUAAGAUCUUGUUACAUUUUCUUUUCGCAAUCAGCUUCGUGUUGCGUUCGCCAGGGUAAGUUCAAGAGCAAACAAGUUCCAUCGAAAAAUUCAUAUUUUAUACGGAUAAAAUGCAUAAUGAAAUCUUUGUUUUUUUUUUUUUUCGUAAAUUUUCCUCGAACUCGACGCAUUUUACUCUAUUCGUUUUAUCUGGUAAGAUGGAAUAUCGUGUGGCUACUGUGCGAGAGCACUGGAUUUGUAAUUGACAAGAUUUUAUCCGUACAACCCACUUUGAACUUGGAUAAAAAUAUUAAGUAGCUUUUAUGAAAAUUAACAUGUAAGUGACUGCAAAAGGCCAAUGUAACGAGCAAAAAUUAAAAGUUAUUUUAAUAAAAUUAUACGUUUGAUACAAGAGACACGGUAGUGUCACGUUAAGUAAACGCGCCGUACACGCACCUGAGUUUAUCGGAUCUCAAUAACGACUGAACCGAUCAAGUUAGAGUAGGAUCGAUCGAUAGUUUGGAUUUGCAUUAUGAUAAAAGUGUCUCAUAUUUCCUCUACGUGCCCUACGAGCGGAGAUAUCGCGCAAAGUUCGAAUAAAACAUAUGAAACGUUUCGAUUUUCAUAUUUUUCCUUAGUCAAUACAUAAAUAUAAUGUAAAAUUAUUUUAUUAAAACGUUCAUUUAAUAAGAAGUGCACGAUAAUUUUAUAUUAUAUUUUUGCAUUGACUAAGGAGAACUGUUAAAAUCGAAACGUCAUUCCAUAAAUUUGAUGUUGUGUUAAAUACACAAUUUUAUUAAAUUAUCAAAUAUCAAAUAUAAUCUAAUUUUGCACGUUUUAUUGGCCUUUGACAUUUACUUAUUUCUGGAAUUGAAUAUGUAUUUUAGACUUGUGAUUUUCGAUGCAAAAAGGGAACAAAGCGACGUGUGCGCAAUAUAUUACUACUUGUCAUUUUCACAUGUUAAAAGUUACCGAAAUAAUAUUUUUAUCCAAUGGAGCGUCAUUGCAAUUUAAAUAUCUGUUAAGCGAAACAAAGUACGAGGUGAAUUUGGAAAAAUGCGUUGAGAUUUGGGAAACGGAGAAAUAUAAUACGAGCUUUUUUUUUACAUCCUCGAACAUAAAUAUGCGUGUAAAAAGAUCCGUUUAUCUUUUUUCUCUCUUUUUUUUCGCUUGUCCUCGCUUCUUCAUAAUCGGCAUUAGUUCGCACGGUUCCCUCCUGCCCACCCGCCCAAAUACCUGUAGCUGUUGGUUGACCCAGAAAUUUUACGAAUAUCUCUUCUCGACACCGCGCCUUUCUCCACGACUGACGAUAGGUCUGCUUGCAGGGGAGUCGACAUAUUUGUGACUGUUGAGACUUGACUGAUGAUGGCGGGGCCGAUUGGGGCUAAACCCUGUGACGAUCAACCUCUGACCGCUGAAAACCUCGCACCGCUUGAUUACCGAAUCGAAUUGUGUGUGCGAAUAGAUGAAACGACCACCAUCGCCAUCCCGUGCCUGCCACACCACGCAUGCAUACACACCCUGCCCGCCAUCCCCCGCCCCACAAAAACUUCUUGGUACACACACGCUGAUGCUUCACGAAAGAAAAGAGUUACGUUAUCAUUUAGAAUUAAUUAAUUUAACGCAUUGUCGUGUGUCGCAUCGUGCGCGUCAUCAAUACACGGCUUUUAUAUAAAAGAAAUAAAGCGCCAGUUCUUUUUUCAAUUUCCAUUGUCGCCGAGAGAUUCUCCAGUAUGAAUCGCGACGAUCUAUUAUUAGAUAGCGCAUAAAUGAUUUUGUAUAAAUGCAAAUGUAUUUAUGAAUUAUCAUCGAAUCGCGAUAUUAUUCGGAUCGAAGUCCAAUGGUCGCUGCAUCAAGUAGAGGAAUCCUUAUUUUGGCUGCAAGUAAAUCGAGAUCCUUUUACGAAAAUUAUAAAAAUUAUCUUCUGGAAAAGUUUUUAUUAUCAUGUGUGAAAACAAAAUUAAGAUGAAGUAAUAAAUCCAAAAUAACAGUUUUAAAAGGAAGUAACUUUUAAGAACGUAUUUUGAAUUUGCUACAUAGAGAGGCGCUUAGUUUCUUCUGUACAAAAGCUGUGUAUGUGUUCACAUAGUGCUAACGAGAUUUUUUUAUUAAAAAAAAAAAAAGAAUAUUCGUAAACAUUUUCGUUUCGGUCUCGCGUUUUGCUGUCGGAAAUGGAUCGAUUUCGCAUACAAGUCGAUUGAGAGUCCCGGGUACGAAGUACUUCCCCGCGUACGCUCAAGUACGAAGAAUCCCUAAAAUACGCGCUGUCGUGUGUGACGCGCAUACAUGAGAUGUAAAUCGAGAAUUUCUCUCUUUUUUUUUAUUUAUUUAUUCAUUCUCCGAGGAGAGCAAUAACGAUGUUCGCAACUCUUACGCGAAUAAUUUAUUUAUUAUCUUUCCCGAUGUAUUUUAUUCGUUAUGAUAUACGUACGCAAGCGUUUCUUUUCUUUUCUGGUGUCUCUUCGACGUGAUGGACGAUUCAUUUCGACGACGUAGAUAUCCGAUUUGUCGCAAACAUUGUGUAUUCGCGCGCUGAUAUUAUUACUACUUUAAGUUCGCCUUAUUUUUUUUUGUUACGAAAUUCGUUGAUUUAACCUGUACAAUAACUUUCGUUCUUUUUUUUUAUUGCCGAUAAAGCAGGAUAUCAAUUAUCAAUAUGAUGUUUCGAUAAUUGUUCGAUGAAAAUGCACGCUACAGUUAAUUCGUUCAAUUGUCUAUUGUGGUCAUCUAUUUUUAAUUUAAUCGUGUUGAAGUGAUGAGAAAAUGAGAGAAAAAAAUAUAAUGACUGAUUGUUGACGUAUGCAAUUGGUGUUUAGCAUCGAAAUACAAUCGUUUCUAAGUAAAAAAUAGAGUUUGUUAUCUAUUAUUAUUAUUAUUAUUAUUAAUUGGAUCGUUUAUGUAUUUUAUUUAUGAUCAUGUUGUACCAGGGUUUUUAAUACUCUAUUCCGAUCUUUUGUAUUAUGCCAUCGGUUAGAAGGAGGAUUCACGACGAGAAAGUUAGAGAAUAAAGCGUUGCGUUUAAGGACGCGUUACGAGAGAAUAGGUACGUAAGAUCCACCAUAGCUGAGAAGUUACGAAUAAACGAUUUUUUACAUUUAGAUUGCUAAGGAUAAGCAAUAAACAAGUAAACGUCGUUUUGAUUUACUUUCGCGCGCAUUUAGCAUUUAAUUAAAUAAAAAAGGGAAAAAAUGGAAAAGAAAAAGAAAAAAGCGAUACCUUCUGUUGUAGUAGAAUAAAUCGAUAUCUCGCAUAUAUUCCGCAAUAGGAGCUUAAGUUUUGUCGCUAACAAUUUUACGAGUACAUCGUGUACCCCCGGCACGCAGAUACGUUCUUUGUGACAUUGUCAAUAGAAUCCGCUCUUUAUAUUAAAUUAAAAAAAGAAGUAUAUUUAUAUUUGCUAUACACGCGCUUAACGCGAAAAAAAACAAUACAUUUGUACGGACGUUGCGGAAUUCUUUGUCUCCUCAGAUAGAUUUCAUUUUUCACUUACCGGAAGCUUUACUGGGACCAAUAAAACUACUUUGUAAGUUUGCGUAUUUCUUUCUUCUUUGCCGCGACGGCGAUCUUAAUUUUAAGAGCUUUAUAUAUUUAUGGUAUAUGUUAUAAAUUAAUUACUUGACUCAGCCUAUAGAGUACAAAAUGCGUGACUUGAUCUCAGAUUUAAAUAGAAAAUUAAUUACCUUUCUCUGCCUUUCUGAACGAGCGCGGCGUUAAUUUUUUGAUGGACGACUAUCAGAGAGUGUACGUUUGAUGAAUCAUGUUAACAAAGGACAGGUUUUAUGUUUAAAAAAGAAAAAGAAAUUAGAAGUUUAUCGCAUAUCGAUCUAAGUACGAAUCAUUUUGACUUUCUCGUUAAACAUACGCACGCGGCAGUGACGCCUGAAAAUUUCCGUUAUCAUCUGUGUGGGUAGCAGCGAUUCGUAUCUUUGGAAUAAAUCAUGUCCAAUAUGAAGUGUUGCUUUAUGCGGAAAGCAUUUAUUUCACCCGAGCUACGACAGAAGAAUUUAAACAUUUUAAACAGAUAAAAAUACAUGAGAGGAUAAAGUCUUCGAAAGCAUGCCAUAAUAAUUACGAACGUCAUAAUAUUCAUUUCUUUGUUUAGAACUUUUCUACUUUUGUAACGCGUAACUCGGUGAUAUUCUGAACGACUGACGAGGAGCGCGCGCUUUUCUUUACUCUCUCGAGGAUUGAAUUCUUUGCUAUUAUUUAAUCCAUUAAUCUACCCUACUCGUAAGAUCCGAUUGGAAUUUCUCGCUUUCGCAACACAACAACGAAAUAUAUGUUUUAUUUUUUUAUAUAUAUAUGUAUUUGUUUGUUCCUAGUGCGAUUUAUAACGCAGUUAGAUGCGGUCUAGUUCAAAUUUCAUCAAAUCUGGAUUUUACGCAAUCUUUUUAGCGUCUUAUUUUAACAGUUCCCCCUCUUCUCUUAAGCUGCGACUCUGGCAGUCCGAUUUAUCGUUAAUGAUUUAAAGAUAGAGGCAAUACUAUAUAUACUAUCCGCAGAUAGUUAAGUUACAUGUAAUAAUGCGUUCAAAUGACAAAUUGCGUUUUUUACAAUGUACCUUGCAAUAACAGUAAGUUUGAUAUUAAAACAA